Messenger RNA from Lontra canadensis (Northern American river otter), 988 nucleotides. RefSeq names its product TNF alpha induced protein 6 (gene TNFAIP6). The record is from RefSeq and is a predicted model, not a curated record. Gene Ontology annotation, molecular function: hyaluronic acid binding. The coding region runs from base 82 to 915 and encodes 277 amino acids. NCBI's taxonomy places the organism in Eukaryota, Metazoa, Chordata, Mammalia, Carnivora, Mustelidae. Gene Ontology annotation, biological process: negative regulation of inflammatory response; cell adhesion. The transcript is spliced from 6 exons.
GUUUCAGUCACAUUUCAGCCUCUGCUCUGAGAACUUACCCUGAGCAGCCCUAACAGGCUAUUACGUCUCUACAGCUGAGAUAUGAUCAUCUUAACUUACUUAUUUGUCCUGCUGUGGGAAGAGGUUCACGGAUGGGGAUACAAGAAUGGAAUUUUUCAUAACUCCAUAUGGCUUGAACAAGCAGCAGGUGUGUACCACAGAGAAGCGCGGGCUGGCAAGUACAAGCUCACCUACGCAGAAGCCAAGGCAGUGUGCGAAUAUGAAGGCGGCCAACUCGCCACCUACAAGCAAGUAGAGGCAGCCAGAAAAAUUGGAUUUCAUGUCUGUGCUGCUGGGUGGAUGGCCAAGGGCAGAGUUGGAUACCCCAUUGUGAAACCAGGGCCCAACUGUGGAUUUGGAAAAACUGGGAUUAUUGAUUACGGAGUCCGUCUUAAUAGGAGUGAAAGAUGGGAUGCCUAUUGCUACAACCCACAAGCAAAGGAGUGUGGUGGUGUCUUUACAGAUCCAAAGAGAAUUUUUAAAUCUCCAGGCUUCCCAAAUGAGUACGAUGAUAACCAGAUCUGUUACUGGCACAUUAGACUCAAGUAUGGUCAGCGUAUUCACCUGAGCUUUUUGGACUUUGACCUUGAAGAUGACCCAGCUUGCUUGGCUGACUAUGUUGAAAUAUAUGACAGUUACGAUGAUGUCCAUGGUUUUGUGGGAAGAUACUGUGGAGAUGAACUUCCAGAAGACAUCGUUAGCACAGGAAAUGUCAUGACCUUGAAGUUUCUCAGCGAUGCUUCAGUGACUGCGGGAGGUUUCCAAAUCAAGUACGUUGCAGUGGAUCCGCUAUCCAAACCCAGUCAAGGAAAAAACACAAGUACUACUUCUACCGGAAAUAAAAACUUCUUAGCUGGACGAUUUAGCCAUUUAUAAAACAACAAAAAAGGACACUCACUGUUUACAUUUGUAUCUUUUGGAACCCCUCUGAUCUCACUUUUAUAUUAUU